Messenger RNA from Trichomonas vaginalis G3, 1164 nucleotides. Its product is annotated as cell redox homeostasis. The coding region runs from base 1 to 1164 and encodes 387 amino acids. The record is from RefSeq and is a predicted model, not a curated record. Gene Ontology annotation, molecular function: protein disulfide isomerase activity. Gene Ontology annotation, cellular component: endoplasmic reticulum. The transcript has a single exon. Lineage: Eukaryota; Parabasalia; Trichomonadida; Trichomonadidae. Gene Ontology annotation, biological process: protein folding.
AUGAUUUCGAUCCUUUUCCAAACAACAUUUUCUUUAUCUCAUAAACUAACAUCAGAAAAUUAUACAUCUAUUGUUCAUAACGAAGGUCAUAUACCUGUUUUCUUGAAAGCUUGGGCAUCUUGGUGUCCACAUUGUAAAGAAUUGGCUCCAAUAUGGGAUGAACUUUCCAACAACACAGCAUUUGAAAACAGAGUUAUCUUUGCUGAUAUAGAAUGCGAAUCAAACAGAAAAUUAUGUCAAACACUUUCUGGAGAGAAUUUUCCAAGAUUAUAUUGGAUAGACCAAAAUACAGACAAUUCGUUAUUUAAAUAUGAGGGCCCUAGGAACUUAGCUGACUUAGUUUCAUUUGUUACAAAACAAUUAAAUUUCCCGUUAUUACCUGCCAACGAAAAUGAACUCGAUGAUAUUGUUGCUAAAGCAAACAGAUCAACAACAUUCGUUUUUACUAUUGAUCCUAAUGAUGAUGUGUCUAUUGGAGUCGCAAAACAAUCGGUUUUGCCAGAAAGAAAUUCAUCAUCAAGUUUCAUUAUAAUGGACGGCCCAUCAGGCAGUAAACCACGUCUUACAUGCUAUUCUGGAUCUAAAAACGUCACAUUUGAUUACAAAGGCCAAUGGCUUGCUGACAGAAUUAAUCAUUUCAUUGCUCUUAAGACAAUACGAUUCCUUAGAUACUUCGAUGGUUACGUACUUAGAUACUCUAACAACAGAGCAAUCCGUGUCUUCACAGUCGUUACAAAUUCAUCUCAAGAUGAAAUCCCCGAUUCAGCUCGCGAACAGGCUGUACAAGCAUCAAAUAUGUUCAUUGUUGCUAGAGAAGAUUGUUACGGUGGCUCUUGGUUUUGCAGAUAUACCGAUAUUCAUCCAGUUCCUGGCAAACCAACAUUUGUCAUCUACUCAGGCUUCGAAAAACUAUUUUGGACAUAUAAUGAAUCAGAAAUUUUCUAUGAUUGGCUUGUUGAUGUAAAUUCAGAUAAAAUAAAAGGAAAUGGACCUGGAACUGGCUGGCUUAACUUGAUCAAGAAGCCAUUUUAUGAUGCUAAGAUUGAUGGAAGAGCACCACCAUACCUAGUUUUUGUUGUUCCAAUUGUAUUUGUCAUCCUUAUUGUUAUUAUCUUUUGCGACAUCACUGGAUUGAACGAUGCUGCAAAAACAAAAACAGAAUAA